ACUCAUCAACCUCUAUAUAUACCCACUCAAUCUCAUGUCAUUUUUAUUCACAACACAUUCCAUAAAUUCUCUUUGUUCACAAACAAAACAUACAUUAGAGACAAAUAUGGCUCCUUUAGGAGACAACAAAGAUAACAAUGUUGUUGUUUCAAAUUUGAAACUUGAAAGAAUGCUUAGUAUGAAGGGUGGCAAAGGAGAAGCUAGCUAUGUCAAUAAUUCUCAAGCUCAGGCACAACAUGCAAGAUCAAUGCUGCAUUUACUGAGAGAUACUCUCGAUAAAGUUCAACUAAACUCACCUGAAAUCCCUUUCGUCAUCGCCGAUUUAGGUUGUUCAUGUGGCAGCAACACGAUUUUCAUCAUCGACGUAAUCGUCGAACACAUGAGCAAACGUUACGAAGCUGAAGGUCAAGAGCCGCCGGAAUUUUCUGCGUUUUUCUCCGAUCUACCGUCGAACGAUUUCAACACACUGUUUCAAUUGCUGCCGCCGUUGGCGAAUAAUGGCUGUGGAAGUAUGGAGGAAUGUCUGGCUUCUAAUAGUCACCGGAAUUAUUUCGCCGCAGGCGUUCCUGGUUCGUUUUACCGGAGGCUUUUUCCGGCGAGAUCCGUUGAUGUUUUCUACUCGGCGUUUUCGCUGCAUUGGCUCUCUCAGGUGCCAGAAAUAGUGCUGGACAAGAGAUCAACAGCAUACAACAAAGGGAAAAUAUACAUACAUGGAGCAAAUGAGAGCACAGCUAAUGCAUACAGAAAACAAUUUCAAACUGAUUUGGCUUAUUUCUUGGGAUCAAGGUCUAAAGAAAUGAAGAGAGGUGGUUCUAUGUUCUUAGCUUGUUUGGGUAGGACUUCUGUGGACCCUACUGAUCAAGGUGGGGCAGGGCUGCUCUUUGGGACCCACUUUCAAGAUGCUUGGGAUGAUCUUGUCCAAGAGGGCCUAAUUACUAAUGAUAAAAGGGACAAUUUCAACAUCCCAGUGUAUGCACCAAGCAUUCAAGAUUUCAAAGAAGUUGUAGAAGCCAAUGGCUCAUUCAAAAUUAACAAUCUUCAAGUUUUUAGGGGAGGAAGUCCCCUAGUGGUUAGCCACCCGGACGACGCGGCUGAAAUAGGACGAGCACUCGCUAAUAGCUGCAGGAGUGUUAGCGGGGUGCUCGUGGAUGCCCACAUUGGUGAACAGCUCAGCGAUGAGUUGUUCACCAGAGUGGAGGAUCGUGCCACGCGUCAUGCAAAAGAGCUUCUCCAGAAUCUCCAAUUUUUUCAUAUUGUUGCUUCACUUUCUCUUCUGUAGAAAUGAAAUUAAAAUGUUUGAUUAGAAUUUUCAAAAGAGAGACAAAGGGGCUAGUGAAAGUUUAUGUCUCUAUUAGAGAAAUUAAGACUGACUUGUAGUUUGGUUUGAUUGAUAAUAUAUGGUCGAAAAAUUAGACGUUUAAAUUUGUGAUCUAAACAAAUCUUAGAUAUUUGUAAUUUAUUUAAUUUUUCGAUCUAUGAAAAUCUUGCAUUGUUAAUUUUGUUAAA
Molecule: messenger RNA, 1506 nt
Organism: Capsicum annuum
Lineage: Eukaryota; Viridiplantae; Streptophyta; Magnoliopsida; Solanales; Solanaceae
Product: indole-3-acetate O-methyltransferase 1
Exons: 4
Coding region: 35-1279 (414 amino acids)
Biological process (GO): methylation
Molecular function (GO): S-adenosylmethionine-dependent methyltransferase activity
Source: RefSeq, a predicted model, not a curated record